CUGCUUCUCAUCUCUGGGGCACUUUCUAUCUAUAGGGAUGGAAAUGAAUGACAGAGUCUCUCUGUGCUGCCUGAUGUCAGAGCUGAGAAAGGUGUAAAGGGUAUAUAAGAGCUGUAUUACUUGCCAGCAAGGAGGGACGAAAAAAGGGAUACUGCAGAGUCAGAUGCAAGCGUGGAAUUGUUGCAUGUACCCUUCCUGCUAAUACAGACGUGUUUUGAACUUCUUCAGUUAGUUCCUUGACCACUACAAGAAACUUAGGAAGGAAAGAUGUGCAACCUAAAGCUGCCAGUUGUCUUCAUUGUGCUCUCUGUUGCUUUAAGCUACUUGGAGGCUACACCUAUGGAAAGACUAUUCUCUGUGGCUGAUGAUCUAUCUGAUGGGACUUCCAACAGACAAGGAUGGCUAUUACCAGUCCUGUCAAGGAAUAUACCCUGGGGACUUAAUGGGGCAUUGCCACAACCGGCUGCAGCAAAGCCAAAAAGUCACCGCUUGGAGAAACGGAAAUGCAACACUGCUACAUGUGUGACGCAACGUUUGGCUGACUUUUUAGUUCGAUCCAGCAACAACAUCGGAGCAAUUUAUUCACCUACUGAUGUGGGAUCCAAUACAUAUGGCAAGAGGGACCGAGUUGGGCUUUUAAACAGAGAACCCCUAAAUUAUCUACAGUUUUAGUGUGUUGAAAUGAUUACUGCUGCACUCCUCAUUAGGAGUUUCUCCCCAGUUUUUAUGUAUAAAUAAUCUUUUAGUCAUUUACUACCUAUACAUUCUUAACAGUGCCUUGUUUUAUUUGUGUGUGUCUGUGUAUGUGACUUUCAUGGUUCUCAUUUCACUAUGCAUGUGUGAUGACAUGGAUAGGGUAUGGUUUUGAAUUCACUAAAAGCUUCAGAAAUCUGUUCAUUACAUUCCUUUGUGGAAAAAAAAUAAAUCACAAAAAUAAACUGAAAUGUAAUUGCUAUAGGGGUUUUUUUAAUUAAAAAGAUUAAAAAGACAACCAUGGUGUGUAUGUCUUUAUAGUCCCAGCUGGGUGAGGGGAAAAAAAUUAAACCUGUCCUAAACAACCACUAAGGGAGCUAACAAAAAUCAGUUGGUUAAUGGAGGUUGUGUCCUAAUGUAAGUGAAGCAGAAUUGUACUCAGUACUUUUGGAGAUGAUUUAGAGGGGUUAUAGUCCCUUACUGCACUCUAAUCAAGAAUUAUUGGGUGAAAUUCUAUGGCCUAUGUUAUGCAACUCAGACUAGAUGAUCAUAAUGGUCCCUUCUCACCAAAAGAUCUUUUAGUCUAAUAAGGGUGAUCUCAUGUACAGGUUUCAUUGCAUAUUGCAACAUGGUAUUUUAAGGGUUUAAAAUUCUUAUGUCUAAAUUUUAGCUCAUUUAACUCUAACCACUAUGAGAAACAGUAAAUUAUAAAGCGGAGCACAAGCAAACCCAGCUAAUAGGGUGACAAGAACUUUGUAUUCUUCUUAAAAGCAUGCCCUACAAAAGAACUGGCAUCUUUCUUUGUGUGUUCCCUUCUCUGAACUGAAUUAAUAAACGGAUUAAAAAGAAAGCAAGCAAAAGCAUUAAGCUAUCUAUAAUAGCUUUAUUUAAAAAAAAAAAUCUGUUCAUGACAAAGAUUUUUUCCAACUAGUAUUUACUAGUACUAAGCAAUUCAUUAAAAUCUAAGAGCAGUUUGACACUAUAAGCUUUUCCUUGGUCUUAUCCCAGCACAACAUCAGUGUAUGUUUAUGAAAUGUACAUGUCAUUUUAGUCUGUGUUGUGGGCUUUCAGAAAAACUGCCUCAUCCAGUAUAUUACAAUAGGAAUUUUUGUUUCUCUUCAUCAUAUUCUCAAUUAAAAGUUUAAUGACAUCAGGAAACCACAUACUGGAUAGUGGCUUCUUAAUUCUGUCAAAUUAUGAAAACUUUUUAGCAGAAGUUCUGUAGGCCACUCAUGCCUUCUCGUUGAAAAGCACCAUUAGUGGAAAAGUAAAUUAAACCUGAAUACUUUGCAUGGCUUGAUUCACUUUGUUGUGUUUUCUUUAUAAAGUGUGCCUUAAAUUACAAACUCUAAGUUUAAACUUUAUUUUAAUUUAUGUUUUGCCUUCAUUUUAUGAACUGAUUUGAAGUACAUUGAAAUAAAAACUAAAGCAAUGUGCAAGCUAUUGCUAAUUAUAAUCAUUUGCUCAGAAAAGGCUAACCUUAAAGAUAUUGCAAAGGAUAGUUAUUCAUAAAGUCUUUAAAAAAGUUGUCCAAAUGUUAUUCCGCUUGAUUAAUACUUCUGGCAGCUUAAAAACAGAUGUACUUUCACUUCAUUCUUACUCAAGUUCUACAGCUUCUUUAUGUAUCCAGCUUAGUUUGAUUUUUUUCUUCAAUUCAAGUAUGACAAUCACUCUCCAGAAAGCAAACAACCAGAUAUUGUUAGAAUAGUGGUGAGCUGUCACAGAUAGAAUGUAAUGGUGCAUUACAGUAAUUGCAUAGCAUCUUGCAGAUGGUUGCUUCAAGGUUUAUUGUACUGUGUUUACAAAGAAUGUUGGUAAUCCCAGAAUUAAAAGCUUUAUACAUA
This is a messenger RNA of Malaclemys terrapin pileata, 2537 nucleotides long. RefSeq names its product islet amyloid polypeptide (gene IAPP). The transcript has 4 exons. Bases 268 to 672 code for a protein of 134 amino acids. Gene Ontology annotation, molecular function: hormone activity. NCBI's taxonomy places the organism in Eukaryota, Metazoa, Chordata, Testudines, Emydidae. The record is from RefSeq and is a predicted model, not a curated record. Gene Ontology annotation, cellular component: extracellular region.